AUGGCCGGGCUGCGCGAGGCCGGCGCGACUAGAGCAGAUAAGGGCAACUACAAUCUGCCCACCUGUCCUCGCGAGCCUCACGGCACUGGGAGUAGCUCGGAGAGGAGGAAGGAGAAGUCCCGAGAUGCUGCAAGGUGCCGGCGAAGCAAGGAGACAGAGGUCUUCCAUGAGCUUGCACAUGAAUUGCCCCUGCCUCACAGCGUAAGCUCCCACCUGGACAAGGCCUCCAUCAUGCGGCUGGCUAUCAGCUUCUUGCGAACACACAAGCUUUUGUCUUCAGUUUGUUCUGAAAAUGAGUCUGAAGCUGAGGCUGACCAGCAGAUGGACAACUUGUACCUGAAAGCCUUGGAGGGUUUCAUUGCUGUGGUGACCCAAGAUGGUGACAUGAUCUUUCUGUCAGAAAACAUCAACAAGUUCAUGGGACUCACACAGGUGGAGCUAACAGGACACAGUAUCUUUGACUUCACUCAUCCCUGUGACCAUGAGGAGAUCCGUGAGAACCUGAGUCUCAAAAAUGGCUCUAGUUUUGGGAAGAAGAGCAAAGACAUGUCCACAGAGCGGGAUUUUUUCAUGAGGAUGAAGUGCACAGUCACCAACAGAGGCCGAACCGUCAACCUCAAAUCAGCCACCUGGAAGGUCUUGCAUUGCACUGGCCAGAUGAAGGUCUACAACAACUGCGCCCCUCACAGUAGUCUCUGUGGCUACAAGGAUCCCCUGCUCUCUUGCCUCAUCAUCAUGUGUGAGCCCAUCCAGCACCCAUCACACAUGGAUAUCCCCCUGGACAGCAAGACCUUCCUGAGCCGCCACAGCAUGGACAUGAAGUUCACUUACUGUGAUGACAGAAUCACAGACCUAAUUGGUUACCACCCUGAGGAGCUGCUGGGCCGCUCAGCCUAUGAGUUCUACCAUGCAUUGGAUUCAGAGAACAUGACCAAAAGUCACCAGAACUUGUGCACCAAGGGUCAAGUGGUGAGUGGCCAGUACCGGAUGCUCGCAAAGCACGGGGGCUAUGUGUGGCUGGAGACCCAGGGGACAGUCAUUUACAACCCCCGCAACCUUCAGCCUCAGUGCAUCAUGUGUGUCAACUAUGUCCUAAGUGAGAUUGAGAAGAACGAUGUGGUAUUCUCCAUGGACCAGACUGAAUCCCUGUUCAAGCCCCACCUGAUGACCAUGAACAGCAUCUUUGACAAUAGUGAUGAGGUGCCCGUGUCUGAGAAGAGCAACUUCCUGUUCACCAAGCUGAAGGAGGAGCCCGAAGAGCUGGCCCAGCUGGCCCCCACUGCAGGAGAUGCCAUCAUUUCCUUGGAUUUCGGGAACCAGAACUUUGAGGAGUCCCCAGCCUACAGCAAGGCUAUCCUGCCCCCAAGUCAGCCGUGGGCUGGGGAGUUGAGCCACAGCACCCGGAGAGAGGCGGGAAGCCUGCCCGCCUUCACUGUGCCCCAGGAAGCCGCCCCAGGCAGCACCACUCCCAGUGCUACCAGCAGCAGUGGCUGCUCCACGCCCAGCAGCCCUGGAGACUAUUACACAUCUCUGGAUGAUGAUCUGAAGAUUGGAGUGAUCGAGAAGCUCUUUGCCAUGGACACUGAAGCAAAGGAUCAGUGCAACACCCAGACUGAUUUCAAUGAGCUUGACUUGGAGACUCUGGCUCCCUACAUCCCCAUGGAUGGAGAAGACUUUCAGCUAAGCCCCAUCUGCCCAGAGGAGCGGCUCCUGCCGGAGAACCCCCAGUCUAACCCUCAGCACUGCUUCAGCACCAUGACAAACAUCUUCCAGCCCCUGGCCCCAAUGGCCUCUCAGAGCCCCUUCCUCCUGGACAAGUAUCAGCAGCCACUGGAAAGCAAGAAGACAGAGCCCGAGCACCGGCCCAUGUCCUCCAUCUUCUUUGGUGGUGGGAGCAAGGCGUCCCUGCCACCAUGCUGUGGCCAAGCCAGCACCCCUCUCUCCUCCAUGGGGGGCAGGUACAAUACACAGUGGCCUCCUGAUCCACCAUUACACUUUGGGCCCACGAAGUGGCCUGUUGGAGAUCAGCAUACUGAGUCCUUGGGGACAUUGCCGCUGGGGCCCCCUGUCACCUCACCUCAUCUGUCCAUGUUCAAGAAGAGGUCUGCAAAGGGGUUCGGGGCUCGGGGCCCAGAUGUGAUGAGCCCAGCCAUGGUAGCCCUCUCCAACAAGCUAAAGCUGAAGCGACAGCUGGAGUUUGAGGAACAAGCCUUCCAAGACAUGAGCAGGGGGGACCCGCCAGAUGGCAGUGCUUCACAUUUGAUGUGGAAACGGAUGAAGAGCCUCAGGGGAGGAAACUGCCCCUUGAUGUCAGACAAGCCACUGAGAGCAAACAUACCCAAUGAUGAGUUUCCCCAAAACCCUAUGAGGGGCCUAAGCCAGCCCCUGAGACACCUGCCACCACCACAGCCACCAUCAGCCAUGAGCCCUGGGGAGAACAUCAAAAAUGGGUUUUCCCCACAGUGUUACGCCUCCCCAUACCAGGACUACAGCCUGCCAGCAGCUCACAAGGUGUCAGGGAUGGCCAGCCGGCUGCUCGGGCCCUCAUUUGAGCCCUAUAUGCUGCCUGAAUUGACCAGAUAUGACUGUGAGGUGAAUGUUCCUGUGCCCGGAAGCUCCACGCUCCUGCAAGGAGGGGACCUCCUCAGAGCCCUGGACCAGGCCACCUGA
Molecule: messenger RNA, 2670 nt
Organism: Orycteropus afer afer
Lineage: Eukaryota; Metazoa; Chordata; Mammalia; Tubulidentata; Orycteropodidae
Gene: EPAS1
Product: endothelial PAS domain protein 1
Exons: 17
Coding region: 1-2670 (889 amino acids)
Biological process (GO): regulation of transcription by RNA polymerase II; cellular response to hypoxia
Cellular component (GO): nucleus; transcription regulator complex; cytoplasm
Molecular function (GO): DNA-binding transcription factor activity, RNA polymerase II-specific; RNA polymerase II transcription regulatory region sequence-specific DNA binding; protein dimerization activity
Source: RefSeq, a predicted model, not a curated record